AUGUACGAAACGGGUACCAGAUUGGCACAGAAUAACGAACCGAGUCUUGAUUCCGCGGGAGAUAGUGGAGGCAGGAAGCUGCUUGCAUGCAUUUCCACCGUUGACAAUGCCUCUCCCUCUGACGGUGACCGUAUUGGCGUCAUGGAUGCUGUGCUUGACGGUGGAUACUCUUUGAUACAUUGGAGUGCUGAAUCCGGUUUCUCUCAGGAUCGCGCGCUUGAUGGCGUCGGUCUUGCAUUAAUUCUGACGCUGAGAGCUGAGUGCAGCAGCCCCUGGAAAAGCCGUCACCUCUCCCUCAGGGGACUCAAUAAGAGAUGUAGCUUGCUUUGA
This is a messenger RNA of Fusarium graminearum PH-1, 330 nucleotides long. RefSeq lists its product as uncharacterized. The record is from RefSeq and is a predicted model, not a curated record. The coding region runs from base 1 to 330 and encodes 109 amino acids. The transcript has a single exon. Lineage: Eukaryota; Fungi; Ascomycota; Sordariomycetes; Hypocreales; Nectriaceae.